This is a messenger RNA of Tinamus guttatus (white-throated tinamou), 1530 nucleotides long. The record is from RefSeq and is a predicted model, not a curated record. NCBI's taxonomy places the organism in Eukaryota, Metazoa, Chordata, Aves, Tinamiformes, Tinamidae.
AUGGACAGUCCCAUGGGCUCACAGGCUCGGGAGAAAGGACUCUCAGUUAGGCUCCCCACGCCGCCCAGCAGCCUCCCCCCCGCCCUCCAUGCCUUGCCCACAAGCAGCCUCUUCGCCACCCGUCCCGCGCAGCCUCCGGAAAGCGUCCUGGGGAUCAGCUUCAAGCCCUACAGCCCAGAGCCCGGCCCGGCCCCGGCCUCCUGCACCACCUGUGAGAGCACACGUAAGGCGACAGCUCCGAGCGCGGGCCGGGCGCGGCGGCCCCUCUGUGCCGCGCUGGGCAGCGCAUUGCUGCUUGCGUGCUUGUUUGCAGUCCUCUUCUGGCGCUCGCAGACUGGCAUUGUGUACAAGGAGCCUGCCGAGAGCUGCAAGGACAGCCCCGUGCGCUGCGACGGCGUCGCCGACUGCUCGCAGCGCAGUGACGAGCUGGGCUGUGUGCGCUUCAGCUCCGACCAGUCCCUGCUCCACAUCUACUCCAGCACCGAGAGCCAGUGGCUGCCCGUGUGCAGCAGUGCUUGGGACGACUCCUUCUCCAGGAAGACAUGCCAGCAGCUGGGAUUUCAGAAUGCAUCCCAGACGGACUACAUCCCCCUGCAUGUCUCCGGCAAGAGCCUCAGUGUGACCGAGGAGCGGGAAACCAUCCAGGAGAGCCUCAACAGCUCCCAGUGUCUCACGGGGAAAUACGUCUCCCUGCGAUGCACAAGCUGCGGGCAGCGGAUCUCUGGCCGGAUCAUUGGCGGGAAGGAAACCUCGGCCAGUAAAUGGCCCUGGCAAGUCAGCGUGCAGUACGGGCCCAUCCACAUCUGCGGCGGCACCAUCAUUGACGCACAGUGGGUGCUCACAGCGGCCCACUGCUUCUUCAUGAACAGCAUGAAGAUCCUCGAUGACUGGCGGGUAUACGGCGGGGUCUCCGACCUCAAGCAGCGCUCCGAGGGCAUCCCUGUCUCUCAGGUCAUCAUCAACUCCAACUACAGUGACGACCAUGAUGACUACGACAUCGCUCUCAUGAAGCUCUCCAGGCCACUGGUGCUCUCCGCCCAGGUCCGCCCAGCCUGCCUGCCCAUGCACGGCCAGCGCUUCCAGACCGGCAGGUCCUGCUUCAUCACCGGCUUCGGGAAGACCAGGGAAAAUGAAGAUAACACCUCCCCAAAGCUGCGCGAGGCCGAGGUGAAGCUCAUCGACUACAAGCUGUGCAACAGCGACAAGGUGUACGAGGGCUACCUGACGCCGCGCAUGAUGUGCGCCGGCUACCUACAGGGUGGCAAGGACGCGUGCCAGGGUGACAGUGGGGGGCCCCUGGUGUGCGAGGACGGCGGGCGCUGGGACGUGGCUGGGGUGACGAGCUGGGGCACGGGCUGCGGCCAGAAGAACAAGCCAGGGGUGUACACGCGUGUCACGAAGCUGCUCAGCUGGAUAUACAGCAAGAUGGAGGUGAGGGCGCCCAGGGACGGGCCCGCGCACGCUGCCAGGCUCCGGGACAUCUCCCCCUCGCCCUCUCCUCUCUCCCCUGCGCAGAGCGAGAACGACUGA